Molecule: messenger RNA, 987 nt
Organism: Mus caroli (Ryukyu mouse)
Lineage: Eukaryota; Metazoa; Chordata; Mammalia; Rodentia; Muridae
Gene: CUNH4orf17
Product: chromosome unknown C4orf17 homolog
Source: RefSeq, a predicted model, not a curated record
CAAGGGAGCACUAACUGAACACACUCACCAACCAGAACGCUGUUCAUUACCAGAAGAGCCAUGUAGAAAAUCCAGCCAGUGCUUCAAGACUUCCAGAGACAAUCCCUUGGUGACAAAUAAGGCUGAACAUAAAGCUAAAAAGCCACUCACAUCCGCAAGGAUGUGCUCUGCGGCUGCCUUCCAGUCCUCAGACGUGACAAGCAACAGGAUGGAUGGGAAUGAGAACACCGUGCACAUUCCCAACUACCUGGAUCAGGAGAUAAAGAUUCUGGCGAAGCUCUCUGAAAUUUUACAUACCGACUCUCUGGCGGAGGUUCUGAACUGGCUGCUUCAAGCAAGCAACAAAGAAAAGGAAUGGGUAUCAGCUCUGGUUCAUUCUGAGGUAGCUGAGAUAAACCUGCUGACUCGCCACAGAACAAACACCCCAACAGAACCAGCCGCAGAGUCCAGGAAGCCGUACACCUCCGGAACACCCACAACCAAACUGCUGCAAAACUCACGUGCAAAACUGAAAGCGCUGACUGGAUCUAGAGAGCGUCAGCUACACAGAACGUCAAGUCAAGGAUCCGAAGGGAACAAGCCGGUGUCACGCGGGGCGGAGACCCCACUGUUUAUAAGAAGAAACAAGAAGCAAAUACCUGUUACAGAGUAUCUCAAUCCAAAGUCUCCUCUUGGGUCCAACAGUGUGGUGAGCAGAUCACCAAAAUCGGGGUCAGCCAGGAGUGCAAAAGGCCACAGCCCUCAAAGAGUUUUCUAUCCUUAACACAGCAAACCGGGGUCAGCCAGGAGUGCAAAAGGCCACAGCCCUCAAAGAGUUUUCUAUCAUUAACACAGCAAAGGUAGAGAGGAGUGCUGGGUGGUUCUUUAACAAAGAUGGGCUUCACACUGACAGAACAUCAAAGUAAUUUUAAAAAUAACCAACCCGUCCUCUAUAUGGUGGCACAUGUAAGUCUCAAAAACAAUUACAUAUAAUGCUAGAAAUAAAUA